AUGCCACGCUUCCGACCCCGCUCCCCUUCUUUCCACGACCCCGUCCCCUCACCCGGCUAUCAGCUGCUCAACGAAUUCAAGGAUCGUCUGGGCUCGGAGACGCUCAGUCCGGAGCUUGCGCACCAACUGUUCGGCAAAUUGCUUCGUCAACCCGUCAAGGUACCAGAACGCGCGCUCAACGGCUUUUUUGCCUCCCUCGCGCGUGCCCCACCCUCCAUCGCCUGCCCCGAUGGCCCUGCCCUGGCCAUCGCCCUCUUCAAACAAAUGGCCCGAGCAGGCCAACGCCCGGUGACGGCACCCACCGUUCACACAUACAGCAUACUGAUUGAUUGCUGCCACCGUGCACGCCGCCCGGACCUAGGGCCUGCCUUCUUCGGCCACCUCCUCAAGGCAGGUAUCAGGGAGGAUGUCAUCACUUUCAACAAUUUAUUGAAGUGCCUCUGUGACAUGAAGCGAACGGAGGAGGCUCUGGACAUGCUGCUCCACAGGAUGCCCGGCGACCUUCCUAAUGUCAUCACCAGACGUGGCCACUCUCCCAACGUGGUUUCAUACAACAUGGUAAUUGGUGGCUUCUUGAAGGAGGGUGAAAUAAGCAAAGCUUUGGAUCUAUUCCGUGAAAUGAUACAGCAGGGGGUUGUGCCUAAUGUGGUGACAUAUAAUUCCAUUAUUGAUGGGCAGUGCAAAGCAAGAGCAAUGGACAAGGCAGAGGGGGUCCUUCGGCAAAUGGUCGAUAAUGGUGUUCGGCCGAAUACCGUGAGUAAUAGUAGCCUGAUCCAUGGAUAUUCAACUUUGGGCCAGUUGGAAGAUGUUGCUAGGUUGUUGGAAGAAAUGAAAACUCAAGGUAUCAUGUGGGACGUUUUUACUUGCAGCUCAUUCAUGGACUAUCUUUGCAAGACCGGAAGAAUCAAAGAAGCUGCAGAAUUAUAUUAUUCCAUGGCUGAGAAGGGCCAUAAACCCAAUGUUGUCUCAUACAACACGCUUAUUGAUGGCUUCUUGAAAGUGGGUGAAAUAAGCAAAGCAUGUGAUCUAUUUCAUGAAAUGAUACAGCAGAGGAUUGAGCCUGAUGUGGUGACGUAUAAUUCCAUUAUUGAUGGGCUGUGCAAAGCAAGCGAAAUUGACAAGACAAAGGUGGUCCUUCGGCAAAUGGUCGAUAAUGGUGUUCGGCCGGAUACGGUGACAUAUAAUAGCCUGAUCCAUGGAUAUUCCACUUCAGGCCAGUCGGAAGAAGUCGCUAGGUUGUUGGAAGAAAUGAAAACUCAAGGUAUCAUGUGGGACGUUUUUACUUGCAACUCAUUCAUGGACUAUCUUUGGAAGACCAGAAGAAUCAAAGAAGCUGCAGAAUUAUUUUAUUCCAUGGCUGAGAAGGGCCAUAAACCCAAUGUUGUCUCAUACGGGAUUAUGCUUCAUGGUUAUGCUAAGUGCGGCAAGAUGGACGCAGCAAUGCUUGUCUUCGAAGAUAUGUUGAAGCAUGAUGUGAACCCUGAUCAGGUCACAUAUUUAAUUGUGAUAGCUGCAUUUUGCAGAAUGGGCAGGAUGGAUGAUGCCAUGGACAAAUUCAGUGAGAUGAUUGAUAUGGGAGUACCACAUGACAAUAAUGUUUAUGAGUGCAUGAUCAAGGGUUACUUUAGACAAGGUGAUUUGGUGCAAGCCAACAAAUUGUUUACCGAAAUGAAGAACAAGGGUAUUCGUCAUAGCCCGCGGAUGGGUAAUGAAACAAGACACAAUAUGUUUGACUUGGUUAUUGGUACUGGUAUGGCCUGAUCCUGUUACACAAACUUCAAUGACCAAUGGAUAUUGCUUAGUGUCCAACAUGGAGAAAACAUUCAGGGUAGAUACUGCGGUAUCACCUGGCGCUGCGCUAGUGUUAUUACUCAGCACUUGUUACUUAGCAUGGUUAUGCUCUCAUAUCUUGUAGUUGGAUAGGUUUCUCUAGUUGCUCUGAUAUCUCAUUUGGUAUGAAGCCAAAUGUGCUGUUAUUCUGGUUUCUCUUGUACUAGAAUUCGAGAAUUGUGAAUUUGUUCGUUUCUGUUUACUUGUAGUUGGAUA
Lolium rigidum is the source of this 2046-nucleotide messenger RNA. RefSeq names its product protein Rf1, mitochondrial-like. The coding region runs from base 1 to 1761 and encodes 586 amino acids. Gene Ontology annotation, molecular function: protein binding. Lineage: Eukaryota; Viridiplantae; Streptophyta; Magnoliopsida; Poales; Poaceae. The transcript is spliced from 2 exons. The record is from RefSeq and is a predicted model, not a curated record.